GGCGCUGUUGAGCACGUGGGGGUGUGCUGCAAUUGACAGCAGAGCUACCUAGUACAGUGUGUGGGAACUCAGGAUACGGUUUUCCGUGCGUGUUGUGUUUAGUACCAGCAAUGGCCCUGUUGAAAUCUAGCAAGAUCAUCUCUACCGUCCGGGUACACCCUCCGUUGGGUGCGCUCUCCAUUCGUGCCAGCUCAUGGUGGUCCGAGGUGCAGAUGGGUCCCCCUGACCCCAUCCUGGGGGUGUCAGAGGCCUACAAGCGUGACACCAACCCUAAGAAGAUGAAUCUGGGUGUAGGAGCAUACCGUGAUGACCAGGGCAAACCAUAUGUCCUCAGCUGUGUUCGCAAAGCUGAAGCUCAGAUUGCUGCAAAGAAGCUGGACAAAGAAUACCUGGCUAUUGGUGGUCUGGGGGACUUUACCAAGGCAUGCGCCAAGCUGGCUUUGGGAGACAACAAUGAGGUUAUCAAGAGUGGCAGGAACAUCACUGUCCAAACUAUUUCUGGAACUGGGUCCUUGAGAAUCGGAGCCAACUUCCUGUCCCGUUUCCAUACAGAGGCCCGGGAUGUGUACCUGCCCAAGCCCUCCUGGGGGAACCAUACACCCAUCUUCAGAGACGCUGGGAUGCAACUGAAGGCCUACACCUACUAUGACCCAAAGACCUGUGGCUUUGACUUCCAGGGAGCCCUGAAUGACAUCUCUAAAAUACCUGAGAAAAGUAUCAUCAUGCUUCAUGCCUGUGCCCACAACCCCACAGGAGUGGACCCUCGGCCAGAGCAGUGGAAGGAGAUUGCUAACCUGGUGAAGAAAAGGAACCUCCUAGUGUUCUUUGACAUGGCCUACCAGGGCUUUGCUAGUGGUGAUAUUGACCGUGAUGCCUGGGCUGUCCGUUAUUUCAUUGAGCAAGGCCACAACAUUGUGCUCUCUCAGUCCUUUGCUAAGAACAUGGGUCUCUAUGGUGAGCGUGUUGGGGGCUUCACUGUCGUGUGUAAGGAUGCUGAGGAGGCCAAGCGUGUGGAGUCCCAGCUGAAGAUCCUCAUUCGGCCCAUCUACUCCAACCCUCCCAUGAACGGGGCGCGCAUCGCUGCCACCAUCCUCAAUACACCAGACCUGUACAAAGAGUGGCUGGGGGAGGUGCAUGGCAUGGCUAACCGCAUCAUCACAAUGAGGGAGCUGUUAGUGGCCAACCUGAAGAAGGAGGGCUCCACUCAGAACUGGCAGCACGUCAUUGAUCAGAUUGGCAUGUUCUGCUUCACAGGGCUGAAGCCUGAACAGGUGGCGCGCCUCACAAAGGAGUUCUCCGUCUACAUGACAAAGGAUGGGCGUAUAUCCAUGGCUGGUGUCACCUCUGGCAAUGUGGGUUACCUUGCACAAGGUAUCCAUGCAGUGACCAAGUGAGAUGGCUAACCAGGAGUCACACCGUAGUCACCACCAGAGGAAGGAGGGGUGGUAACGUCAGACAGGAAAAACAAAACAACUUAUGUAAAUGAACCCUCUCCUCUGCUUUCCUUUAGGGAAAGAAUCAAACAUAAUAAGAUACCAUAGGGUUAUUUUAUUUUGAAUUUUCUGUUGGCAUUGUCUAGAUAUUGUAUGUUGGACUAUCUGUGACUAGGUUUUUAAUGUGUGGUUCCCUGAAAAAAUAUCCAUGGAAUUCUUGAAUCUUUUUUUUUUUUUACCCUCCCUCAGACAUGCAUGCUGUGGUCAUGAGCUCAAAAUAUCUUGUGUAAGUCAUACUUGACAAUGAAAACUAACAAGCACAAUAUCACUGUUUGGAAUCAUGUCUUAUAUUGCAGCAUGUCCUCUCACUUGGCCUGAGCACACCCUGUCUCUAAGAACUGUGCUCAACUAUUGGCUGUGAUAUGGAACACCAAAGUAAUAAUGGUUAAGACAUUUUUCUAGAAAAUUCUUUACUAAAAAUACUGUCUCUUUAAGGUAAUUGUAUUGAAAUGUGCGUCUAAUUUAUUAAGGAUUCAUUUACAAAACCUUUUUCAAAAAAAUUUAAUGUCAGGUGCUGCAAACUUUUGUUUAAACUUUAAUGCCAGUGGAACCUUUCUAGGUGAUGGUACUGGGGUCAUGGCACUUGUUUUAUGUGGGAUGAUAUUUGCUGCAUGGAGUCCCUGGUUGUGAUGAUCCGCCAGCCACAAUGUGUGUUAAGGAUGUUAUUUUGCUGUUGUAACGGAAGAGCACUGUCUAACAAUCAACAACUGCCACAUCUCCCAUGGAUACAGUACCAUUUAAUUAAACAGAUUAUUUAUAUACACUACCGUUCAAAAGUUUUUUUUGUCCACUAAAAUAACAUCAAAUUGAUCAGACAUACAAUGUAGACAUUGUUAGGGUUGUAAAUAACUAUUGUAGCUGGAAACGGCUGAUUUUUAAUGGGAUAUCUACAUAGGUGUACAGAGGCCCAUUAUCAGCAACCAUUACUCUUGUGCUCCAAUGGCACGUUGUUAGCUAAUCCAAGUUUAUCAUUUUAAAAGGCUAGUUGAUCAUUAGAAAACCCUUUUGCAAUUAUGUUAGCACAGCUGAAAACUGUUCUGAUUUAAAGAAGUAUUAAAACUGGCCUUUAGACUAGUUGAAUAUCUGGAGCAUCGGAAUUUGUGGGUUUGAUUUCAGGCUCAAAAUGGCCGGAAACAAAGACUUUCUUCUGAAACUCAUCAGCCUAUUCUUGUUCUGAGAAAUGAAGGCUAUUCCAUGUGAGAAAUUGCCAAGAAACUGAAGAUCUGGAACAACGCUGUGUACUACUCCCUUCACAGAACAGCGCAAACUGGCUCAAACCAGAAUAGAAACAGGAAUGGGAGGCCCCGGUGCACAACUGAGCAAGAGGACAAGUACAUUAGUGUCUAGUUUGAGAAACAGAUGCCUCACAAGUCCUCAACUGGCAGCUCCAUUAAAUAGUACCCGCAAAACACCAGUCUCAACGUGAAGAGGUGACUCCGGGAUGCUGGCCGUCUGUCCAGUUCCUCUGUCAAGUGUCUGUUCUUUUGCCCAUCUUAUACUUUUAUUUUUAUUGGCCAGUCUGAGAUACGGCUUUUUCUUUGCAACUCUGCCUAGAAGGCCAGGAUCCCGGAGUCGUCUCAAUGUCAACAAUGAAGAGGCGUGUUUUGCGGGUACUAUUUAAUGAAGCUGCCAGUUGAGGACUUGUGAGGCAUCUGUUUCUCAAACUAGACACUAAUGUACUUGUCCUCUUGCUCAGUUGUGCACCGGGGCCUCCCAUUCCUGUUUAUAUUCUGGUUAGAGACCGUUUGUGCUGUUAAGUGAAGGGAGUAGUACACAGCGUUUUACGAGAUCUUCAGUUUCUUGGCAAUUUCUCGCAUGGAAUAUCCUUCAUUUCUCAGAACAAGAAUAGACUGACGAGUUUCAGAAGAAAGUCUUUGUUUCUGGACAUUUUGAGCCUGUAAUCAAACCCACAAAUGCUGAUGCUCCAGAUACUCAACUAGUCUAACAAAGGCUCAUUUUAUUGCUUCUUUAAUGAGAACAACAGUUUUCAGCUGUGCACACAAUUGCAAAAGGGUUUUCUAAUGAUCAAUUAGCCUUUUAAAAUUAUAAACUUUGAUUAGCUAACACAACGUGCCAUUGGAACACAGGAGUGAUGGUUGCUGAUAAUGGGCCUCUACGCAUAUGUAGAUAUUCCAUUAAAAAAUCUGCCGUUUCCAGCUACAAAAGUCAUUUACAACAUUAACCAUGUCUACACUGUAUUUCUGAUAAUUUUGAUGUUAUUUUAAUGGACAAAAAACAUGUUAUUGAAAGAACACAAGGACAUUUCUAAAUGAGCCCAAACUUUUGAACGGUAGUGUGUGUAAUAUAUGCUGUAUACUGUAUGAACUCUUUUGACUCUCAAUUUCAGGAGCAUGAAAGGUGUUUUGUUGCUUGCACAUUGCCGUUUACUCCCAUGCCCCCUGAUUUUCUUGAACAUCAUUGAAAGUCAAAUGUAAUCCUUAAGAUGCCCUCUGACUUUCAGUGGUGUACUGUACAUCACAGGCUGCUGGUGGCACCUUAAUUGGUGAGGACGGGCUCAUAGUCAUCACUAGAACAGAAUAAAUGAAAUGGUAUCGAAUGCAGCAAACACAUGUUUUCUAUGUUUGAUACCAUUUCAUUCACUCAAUUCCAGCCAUUAUUAUGAGCCGUCCUCCCCUCAGUAGCCUCCUGUGGUGUAUGUUUCUGAGGGGCCAUGGAAAGCACAGUUCAGGCGCCCUGUAACACACUUUCCCUCAAAGCCAAGCACUGGUUUUUACUUUGUGUUGUGAAAGAACAAGAUUAAUGGUGGACUCCACCUUGUACAUUAUGGAAUGCAGGGUCACAAAUGUUCUAAAGCAUGUCAGUAGAAGCUUUGAAUGGGUUUUCAAUCACCUGCUCUGAGGUUCCAGGACUCUGACACCAUGUGGUCUCGAGUUAGAAUUAUUAUUUUUUGCACAUUAGGUGGAAGCAUCUGUUUCUGUUCCGAAUAGACACCGAUUUUUAACUACUGUACCCCUGAUCUUUUUCUGGCCAACAUCACUAUCCACAUCUGUUUCAUAGAUUCAUUAAACCGAAGUUAAUUUGAAUGGUACAAAUCUGAUCAUCGUGAUUGUGCACUGUAAUCUUCUGAGUUUCUCAGAUUUCGGUAAUGUCAGACCAGUGUAAGUUCUCUGUAAAAUAAAAAUGGUUGCACAGUU
Oncorhynchus kisutch (coho salmon) is the source of this 4648-nucleotide messenger RNA. RefSeq names its product aspartate aminotransferase, mitochondrial. Lineage: Eukaryota; Metazoa; Chordata; Actinopteri; Salmoniformes; Salmonidae. Gene Ontology annotation, cellular component: mitochondrion. Gene Ontology annotation, molecular function: pyridoxal phosphate binding; L-aspartate:2-oxoglutarate transaminase activity. Gene Ontology annotation, biological process: L-aspartate catabolic process; biosynthetic process. The record is from RefSeq and is a predicted model, not a curated record. The transcript has 10 exons. Bases 111 to 1394 code for a protein of 427 amino acids.